CAUAUCGUCGCAAGAAAGGCAAAAUUACUGAAGCGCCAAAAUAGGCAUAUUGAGUUAUAUAGAUAUUCGGAAUCAGCGUUUUUUUCUGCGUCGAUCAGUCUGGGUUCCACGGAGAUACGAGCACUAUUUUGGCGUUUCAGUAAAUGGAAAAAAGGGGAGUUUUCAUCAGACAGAGUCCUUAAGCGACACUUUUUUGGCAUUUUAUUCGUGCCUGUCACUUAUGUAAUUUUGUUUUCCUGCAAUAAAUUACAAGUAAAUUUUAAGUAAAUUUGGCAUCCGGCAAUUUAAAAGCUAAUAGUUUAUAAGCAAUUUUGGACUACUCGAAACAAACAUAAAAGUUGGUAUAAGUAAUUUUGAAUUGAAGUAUUUAUAAUAAGUAAGGCUUGUAAGAAAAUUAGUCUUUCGAUUUUUAUGCCGGAAAUGGCGUAUAAGUAAUUUUGCCUUACUGUUAUUGAGCAAGUUUUUGACUUUCAGUAUCUUUACUAUGAAGUAAUAUUUUAGCAAAAGUAAUAGAAGUAAAAUUGAAAGCUGGUCAAUACGUCAUUUACGUCGCUAAAGUAAAAAAUAUGGAGCUGCAAUACUGCAAAACCUGAUUAUAACCUGCGCGUACGCCGCGUAUCAGUCAGUCUGCUCGACAGAGCCACUGAGAGUAGGUACACGUGUGUCGGUAUUUGUUGCCGCUCAAAUAGAUCGAGAAAAUAAGGGAAUAUUGGUGAUAAAUGAUAAUAAUGCAAUAACGGACUCCUCAAUCGCUCAUAAUGGAAAGUAAGAAACAGAGUUUUUACAAAAGGUACGCAGCAAGACUGAAGGAUGAACAGGAACCUGUAGCUGGAACAUCAAAGACACCACUGAUGGAAACAGUCUCAAAGCCAGCAGUAGUUAAAAGACUGAUAUUUAAAACACCUAAAAAAGAAACACAGAAGUACAAAUCAAAAAACUUGAACAAGAAGCUAUUGAUAUCAAAACCAGUUGUUAUGCGCAGUGAAAAUACAGAAGCUGAAUCACCAUCCAUUGAUUUAACAGUUUGCGAUUUGACAGAUGACAUAAGAGAACCAUACCAGGAACAAAAUCUUACAGAAAAAGUAAUACAAAAAGAAUUAGACAUUUUCAGAGAAAUUGAACGACAACACGAAAUUGAGGAGGCUUGUGAACAAAUCCGACGAGAACACUUUGAAGAGAUGAACACAGGAUCAAAAUUUGUACAAAUUGAAUCUAAACAACUUGAACUGACAGACAGUAAAAUUAUAAUGGAAGAUUACAACACUGAAACACCUGAGAUAGUACCAGACAGCAUACUGAAGCGAUGUGAUAGCAAGCAGUUUUUUGAGACAGAAGAAAGCAAAGGAGAAAUUGUAAAAUUUACUAAUGAAAAUAUAGAAUCUGAAAAUGAUGCUACCGAUGGCAUAUUGUUAUGUCUUCGAAACAACAUGGAGCACAACAAUGACAUAGAUUUUAAAUACAUGAAAGAUUUCAAAGAAAUAGAUAUUAAUUUACAGGAAAAUGAAAAAGUAUCCGCUGAAAUUAAUUUUACUAACAUAGGAAUGAAUAUACAGGAAGACCAAAAAAGCUAUGAAGGAGAGAUUUGUAAUGAUAAGAAAAUACCUGAAAUAAAUGAAUCGGUGCAAAAUGAAUCGCAUAUAAGCGAAAACGUCAAUUUGGGUAGUAAGAUAAGUGGAGAUGAAAAAGAAGAGAUAAGAACUGACAAUGAUAAAGGUAACCAAGAGAAGCAUGAAAAUGUUACAAAAAAUGAUCGUGAUGAUUACAUAAAAAUUAAGCGGUUGAGACAACAAACAAGAGAGAAGUACGUAGACUUUUUGUCAGAUAAUGAAGAUUUUGUUUGGAGUUCUUCAUCAUGGGAACAUUCAUCAUCUGGAUCGGUAUCCGAUGGUACGAAGAAAACUAAGAAAAGUAAGAAAUCAAAGAAGAAAAAUGAGAGAUCUGAGAAGACUAUGAAAUCGAAGGUUCAAGAAGAAGAGAAUGAAGUUUUUGAAGUUGAGGGUAGAGAAAAGAAGAAACAGAAGAACAAAAGAAAAGAAAACAAAGCAAAAAAAGAUUCCGGGCAUGAGUAUGUAAAUUCUAAAGGAAAAGUUAUUCCAGCCAAAGAAAUGAAACAAAAUCCCUGUAAGCCACAAAAUUGCUCUAACGCAUGUUACGAAAUAACCGAUGAAAAGAGAAAAGCUAUAUUUUUACAUUUUUGGGGUUUAUCGUCUGAAAGACGUAAAGACUGGUUGGUAAGCCAUUCUAAAAAGAUGGGUAUAAAAAGAAAGCGAGCAGAUACGGCUAAGCGUACCAACACUUUUAAUUACUUUAUUAACGAUGGUGAAGGGCAAGCCCAAGUGUGUCAACAAUUUUUGACUUGUACACUAGAUCUCAAGCAAAAAACAUUGUACAAUACAGUAAACAACGCAUCAUUUGGCAGUGCAAAAGAAGAUAUGCGUGGAAAACACGAACCCCGAAAUAAAACCCCAAAUUUAAUAACCGAAAAGGUACGAACAUACAUAAAGGAAUUACCAGCUUUGCCUUCACACUACUGCAGAAAAAAUAGCACAAGAACAUAUUUACCGACAGAAUUUCGUAAUAUUUCAAAUUUGUAUAGAAUUUAUAAAGAGACUCAGCUUGCAAAUGGCAACGUCUACGCUGGAGAAAAACUUUUCAAAAAAAUAUUCAACACUGAAUUUAAUAUUGGAUUCCAUUUACCCCGCAAGGAUAAGUGUCUGAAAUGUACACAAUAUGAGAAUAAUAAGAGUUUUGAUGAAGAAGAAAAACGGAAGCACUUAAUUGACAAAGAAGAAUCUGCUGAAAGGUUUAAAGCACAUCAAAGUAUUUACAAUAAAGACAAUAGUGUUUUAUGCACAUCAUUUGACCUUCAAAAGGUGUUGAAUACGCCCCACGGUGAAAACAUGAUGCUGUAUUAUUCGCGCAAAGUGGCUGUAUAUAAUUUAACAUUCUAUGAAUCAGGCACUAGAAACGGGUUCUGCUACACAUGGUCAGAAAAUAAUGGAAAAAGGGGUGCCAAUGAGAUAUCAUCAAUUUUGGAGAAGUACAUCAAAAAUGUGGAUCUAAGGGGUACAGUGAAACAUUUAUUACUAUAUUGUGACUCAUGUCCGGGGCAAAAUAAAAAUAAGAUAGUAUUAACAUGUUUAAAUGAAAUACUUAAGAAGUGUAACACUCUCCUAUCAAUUCAAAUAAAUUAUUUGCUCCCAGGGCAUACCUAUAUGCUGGUUGACUUUAUGCACUCCGUUAUAGAUAAAAGCUUAAAAGGCAUUAUAGUGUGGGCACCGUCGCAGUGGAGCACAAUUUUUACUAUGUCUAGGAAGUCACCAAGACCAUAUGAAGUAGAGGUCCUUAAUUAUGCAGAUUUUAACAAAUGGGACACAGUUGCUGAAAAAUAUUUGAUGAUUAAGAUGAUGAUGUAUUGGCCUAAGAUAGAAGUGGAUCCAACGCACCUUUUGCUAUUUUAUACUCGUUUUUUUUUUAAAUACCGUCGAAAACAUGUGUUAGUUAAUAAAGAUUGUUUUGAUUACAAAUUUAUUUUAUUUUAUUUUUAAAUGUCAAAGACUGAAAGAAACGUUGAUUCUCAUUUUUUUUAUUUCGUAAGCUUAUUACUAUUAUUAUUUUUGCCAAAGAGACUUUUUGUUUAAAAGGAGUAGAAUUAUACCUAAAGUUUAUAACUUAAUAAUAGGAUUAAAUAAAAUAAAAAUUAACAGCUGUAUUUUAAUUUAUUACUCGAAACAAUUUCCCUCUUAAUUCAAAUAGGAGGCCUUUGCCCAGCUAUCUAUCCAAUUUAAGAGCUGAGCUCUAAUCAGAGGAGGCAGCCCAGCUCAAGCCCAUCUCAAUGCCAGACUAAUAAUUUACGUAAGAUUAUUUAUUAAAAAAAAAGAUAGGAAUUUUCAUAAUCAUAAGCAAUUAAGACUUUACUCUUACACAUUAGUAAUGGAGUAUACGUUAUUAUUUAUGGUUCAAGUAACUUUAAUUUUCGGCACUACAGUAUUUAUGUAUUGUGUAUUAACUGAAGUUAUAAGUAGUUAAAGGUGUGAUUAGAUAAAAUAAAUUAUCC
This is a messenger RNA of Colias croceus (clouded yellow), 4057 nucleotides long. RefSeq lists its product as uncharacterized. Bases 759 to 3548 code for a protein of 929 amino acids. Lineage: Eukaryota; Metazoa; Arthropoda; Insecta; Lepidoptera; Pieridae. The transcript has 2 exons. The record is from RefSeq and is a predicted model, not a curated record.